This is a messenger RNA of Chelonia mydas (Green sea turtle), 2764 nucleotides long. RefSeq names its product telomeric repeat binding factor 1 (gene TERF1). Bases 227 to 1252 code for a protein of 341 amino acids. Gene Ontology annotation, biological process: telomere maintenance. Gene Ontology annotation, cellular component: chromosome, telomeric region; nucleus. Gene Ontology annotation, molecular function: telomeric repeat DNA binding; protein homodimerization activity. The transcript is spliced from 10 exons. The record is from RefSeq and is a predicted model, not a curated record. Lineage: Eukaryota; Metazoa; Chordata; Testudines; Cheloniidae.
GCUCUGCAGCGGGCGUGUUUGAGGGCAUUAAAUUGAAGCAAGCUGAAGCCGGGGUUUGCAAGGCAGAAGAGGCGGAGCCUGAGUGAGGAGCACGCGCGUAGUGGUGACGGCGUUCCGCCCGCACUGCGCUUACUGGCGGCGCGAGGCCAGACGUUGUUGGCGCGCGGGUUUGAAAAUACAACGCGGGGCCGAGGCGGAGUGGCCGGGAGCGCGGCCCCGCGGGGAGAUGGACGGGGCCGUGCAGGUGGAGGGCGAGGGCUCCUCCGGCGCCCCGGUGUCCCUCGAGCUGUUCGCGGAGACAGAGGCCGUAGCCGCGGGCUGGAUGCUGGAUUUCACCUGCUACGCGCUGUGCCGGCACUUCCGGGAGGGGCGUACGCGGGACUUCGAGCGGAGCCGGGACACGGCGCAGGCUAUUAUUAAUGGCCUGUCCAAAGUAGCAACUCAUCAGAUGAAAACAGUGUACCUGUGUCAAUUUUUGACACGAAUUUCAGAAGGAAAAACACUUGGUCGUCGCUUUGAAAGUGAUCAGAGAAUUUCACCUUUGGAAUCUGCUCUGUCAAUUUGGAAAUUGCUUGAAGAAGAGCAAAGCAAACCAGAUAACCUGCAUGAAGAUAUUCAUCGCUUAAUUUUGAUUCAGGCUGUAGCCGUCCACCUAGAGAAAGGAUACUUUAAGGAAGCUACCGAAGUCCUUAAAAGACUAUUUUCAGAAUCUGAAUCAAAUAAGGCUUUAAGAAUGAAGCUGGCCUUAAUAAUUAAUGGGAACGAUCCAGAUCUGCCUUUCCUCCAGAGCUUCAGUUAUAAUCUCUUGAUCGAUAAAAUCAAGUCUUACAUUGAUGAUUUCUUGAAAGAAAACUCAACAAACUUUCUAAUCAAGGCAGCCACAGAAGAGGUGGAGACUAAAAGAUUGGAAGCAACAAUGUCUCACAAUAAACCUGGAAAUAUUAUUGAAACAAAUAAUGGAAGUAAUUUGGAAACAGAACAAAGUAAUCUAGAGGAUCAAAGUAGUAUUGCAAAUGAAUCAUCAGAGAAUGCAAGAGAACCUCUAAAAAGGUCACGCAAACACCUUUAUUCCUUAGCACACCAUACCCUCUGGAAGCUAGAAAAUGUGUCUUCUAAUGGGAUAACAAAACACAGAAAUACCAGUUGUCUUCAAAGUCUCAGUGAUUUGCAGAACAUUGAAAAUGAUGGAAAAUCUCUGUCUCACAGGCCAACUCGCCGAAAGAAGCAGUUACUGUGCAGCAUGUUGCUAUAAGACAGCAGUUCCUGGCAGGAGCUUUGGACAAGCCAGCACCAAUGAUUUUGUCAUGCAGUGGCUUAAUGUUGGACUGUCACCUUAGUGAACAAAGUGCUCCAUUGUAAGGGUGAAAAUACAUAACUGGGAUGGAGUUUUCAAAGUAAACCUAUUACAGUAGUCUGAUAACGGGCAACUUGCUGUUUAUGCUGCAUUUCAUAAAGGCCUUAUCCAUGAAGAAAAUGUAGAAAUCUGUUUGUAGUCACUAUUUUAAAUGCUAGUUACAUCACAGACACAAACUAAAGUACCACCUAACUUUGGGAAACCUAGAAAUAUGACCUUAAUAUAGGGAUGUUAUGAAAAGGGUAUUUAAAGUGCGCUUGACUUUGCUUGGGAACAAGACUACUACUGUUUUGAAAUAAUACAUCUGGUAUACAGUAAACUUUUUGAAAUGACUGUCAUGACGUUCAAAAUAAUGAUAAAAUCUUCUAACUCUUAAAGAUAAAAUAUAGGCUUCAGUUUUCAACAUAGAGGGGCACUCUGAAGAGAUAGUCAGACAGCACAAGAUUGUUGUAAAUCUUGAGUCUCCAAAUUGUCAUUUACAACAGCCUGACACAAGCUGUUUCAUCCUUUUACCUUGAGUUCAUCAGGAAAAGAUGAACUUAUUUUUGUGACUCAAAUUUUUAAGAAUAACUAGAGAAAAGAACUUUCCUAUCAGUUUACUGUAGGUCAGUUGUUCCCAAACUUGUUCCGCCGCUUGUGCAGGGAAAGCCCCUGGUGGGCCGGGCCAGUUUGUUUACCUGCCAUGUCCGCAGGCUUGGCCGAUCACGGCUCCAGGCCAGUGGGAGCCGCUGGAAGCAGCGGCCAGUAUGUCCCUUGGCCCGCGCCACUUUCAGUAGUUCCCUUUAGCCUGGAGCUGCGAACCACGGCUGCUGGGAGCCGCGAUCGGCCGAACCUGCGGACGCAGCAGGUAAACAAACCGGCCUGGCCUGGCAGGGGCUUUCCCCGCACAAGCGGCGGAACAAGUUUGGGAACCACUGCUGUAGAUAAAUGUCCUUCUAGCUCCUUUAUUCUUCCCUUCCUUAAUAGCCUAUAUUGAAGUCAAAGUACUGGUUAAAUUUACAGGUACAUCCAAUCCUCAAACUAGACCAUCUACUAAUGAGAGAUCCAUUAUUAAGCCACCAAAAUCCAUACCCCCCAGAGACUAGAUAUGGGAACAGGCACCACAUUAAAACACUGAUUUGAAACACAAUUUAUUUCAAAGCAAAGCUUAACCAUGGCAAAAACUUUACAAUCUCCUUAGAAGCUACAGAUGUUUUAUCAAAACAAAAUUUUAGAGGGGCACAUUAACGAUGCAUCUGUUUGCCUUAAAAUAUUUAUUCCCUUCUUACAGAAACAUAGCCAAAUUGCUCAAAGCAGCGCCCCCUUUCCUCUUGUUUCAUUAUUGAUGAAGGUAGCAAAAACUGCCACUUAAUGACAUGAAGAAUAUUGGCACAUUGCCACAUGAUUUAAAAACAAAACAAAACAAACAAA